Messenger RNA from Oppiella nova, 1651 nucleotides. The record is from the annotation of a GenBank genome assembly. Lineage: Eukaryota; Metazoa; Arthropoda; Arachnida; Sarcoptiformes; Oppiidae.
CAAAAAGGUCCAAAACAUCGCCUCUUAUGUCACAAUCAAUGAGACAACACUUUUUCAAAAGCCAUUCAUUCAGUCAUUGACUCAAAAUUGUAGUCAAAAAUCAUUUUUAUCUCAAUUUACUAAUCAUUUACUAAAUCAGUGGACAGUUAUGUCGCGCCCACCCUUCCUAUUCGGCGGUAAUACAGGCGCCCAAACCCGGAGCCAAUACCUGGUGGAGUUCAGAGCCGGCAAAAUGACCCAAAACGGCGCUACCGUGAGUCCCGUGAAGGGCCGCAAAGGACUGGUAUAUCUCCAUCAGUCGCCGGACGACUCGCUGAUGCACUUCUGCUGGAAAGACCGACAAACGGGACACGUGGAGGACGACUUAAUCAUAUUCCCAGACGAGGCUGAGUUCAAGCGCGUGACUCAAUGCACGACUGGCCGGGUGUUUGUCCUGAAGUUCAAGCCGUCGUCGCGGCGGCUGUUCUACUGGUCACAGGAGCCCAAGGAGGACAAGGAUGACGAGUGGGUCCAGAAGUUCAACGAAUACAUCAAUAACCCGCCAGCGCCGGGCUCGCGCUCGGGUACAGGCGCCGGAGGGGCUGGUAGUGGGGGGCUGUCGCCCACCUCAGCCUUAGCCGACUUGUCGUCCCUACCGGACAGCGACCUCCAGGGCCUGUUGAACAACAUGUCGCCCCAGCAGUUCAUGUCGGUGUUGGGCGGCGUGGGAGGCAUGGGAUCGGCCGCCAGUCUGGCCUCGCUGUUGGGCGCGGCUACCGGUGCUCGCAAUACGAGCAGUAGUAGUAGUGCGGGCGUGUCGCAGGUGUCGACCCCAGCGGCCCCGCAAACGCCGGCCACCACUCCGGCUGUGGUGAGUGCGGCCACCAGCGAGUCCUCGUUGACCACAACCGGCACGUCUCCGGCUACCGGCGCCGCUUCGGGCGCUGCCACCGGGACUGGUGGCACAGGUAGCGCCGGUGGACUGGCGGCGAGUUUGGCACCCGGUAUACAAUUAGCCGAUUUGCAGAGCAUUAUAAGCGGUCUGAAUGUCCCGAUCGGUGGUAAGGAUGGUGACGGACUCAAUGUGGACUUGUCGUCGAGUCUGACGCUGGAAGCGCUGCAACCGUUGCUGACGAACGAGGACUUCAUGCGUCGCGUGAGGGAGUCGUUGCCGACGGGUGAGGGCGAAGGGGACGACCACUCGACCACAUCCCUGGCCUUCGCCUCCACCGUACAGUCGCCGCAGUUUCAACAGGCGUUGAGCACAUUCUCGUCGGCCUUACAGUCCGGACAGUUGGGUCCACUCAUACAGCAGUUCGCGUUGGGACAGGAGUGCGUGGACGCCGCUAAUGCAGGGGAUAUGGAGAGUUUCGUGAAAGCCCUCCAAAAGCAACAGUCGAAAGGGGGGUCCAAAGGGGCGCCCACUGACAGAGGGGACACCAAAGGUGACGAUGAUAUGGCGCUGGACUGAACACGUGUACCACUUCCCUCCUGAAUUGGUCCAACCAUUUAAUCGAUACAUUUAAUUGAAUUUUUUAAUUUAAAAUAAGUUUUUUUUUAACAUUUGUCUCAAUUAUUAUUCAAAUUGAUGUAAAAUUUAUUACUAAAUCAACUCUAACUUUGGUGUUUAAAUUUAAUUGCUAUUAAAAUACGGUUUUAAAAACACUAAAAA